Messenger RNA from Jaculus jaculus (lesser Egyptian jerboa), 2517 nucleotides. RefSeq names its product small glutamine rich tetratricopeptide repeat co-chaperone beta (gene Sgtb). Gene Ontology annotation, molecular function: molecular adaptor activity; protein binding. Gene Ontology annotation, cellular component: membrane; TRC complex. The transcript has 11 exons. NCBI's taxonomy places the organism in Eukaryota, Metazoa, Chordata, Mammalia, Rodentia, Dipodidae. Gene Ontology annotation, biological process: post-translational protein targeting to endoplasmic reticulum membrane. The coding region runs from base 115 to 1017 and encodes 300 amino acids. The record is from RefSeq and is a predicted model, not a curated record.
CGCUGUCCGGCCCUGAGGACCGAGGGGGCGGGCGGACCCUCAGCCCCGGCGCCUUAGCGACGUGCGCAAGCCCCCGCAGCCGCCUCCCUGCCAGUCAGGACCUGAGCUUCUAAAAUGUCAUCCGUCAAACACUUGGUUUAUGCAGUCAUUCGUUUCCUACGGGAACAAAGUCAGAUGGAUGCCUAUACUUCGGAUGAGCAAGAAAGUUUGGAAGUUGCAAUUCAGUGCUUGGAGACAGUUUUUAAGAUCAGCCCAGAAGAUACACAUCUAGCAGUUUCACAGCCUCUGACAGAAAUGUUCACAAAUUCCUUCUGUAAGGGUGACAUCCCGCCCCUCUCAAAGUCUUUGCCUGAAGAUGUGGGGAAAGCCGACCAGUUGAAAGAUGAAGGUAACAACCACAUGAAAGAAGAAAAUUAUGCUGCAGCCGUGGAAUGUUAUACACAGGCAAUUGAAUUGGAUCCCAAUAAUGCGGUUUAUUAUUGUAACAGGGCUGCUGCUCAAAGCAAAUUGAGUCACUACACAGAUGCGAUAAAGGACUGUGAAAAAGCCAUAGCAAUUGAUUCGCAGUACAGUAAGGCCUAUGGGCGGAUGGGGCUGGCCCUCACUGCCAUGAAUAAAUUUGAAGAAGCAGUUACAAGUUAUCAGAAGGCCUUAGAUCUUGACCCUGAAAAUGAUUCCUAUAAAUCAAAUCUGAAAAUAGCAGAACAGAAGUUAAGAGAGACAGGAACUGGGUUGAGCUUUGACAUGGCUAGCUUGAUAAAUAAUCCAGCUUUCAUUAGUAUGGCAGCAAGUUUAAUGCAAAACCCUCAAGUUCAACAGCUAAUGUCAGGAAUGAUGACCAAUGCCAUUGGGGGACCCGCUGCUGGAGUUGGGGGCCUCACUGACCUGUCUAGUCUCAUCCAAGCGGGCCAGCAGUUUGCUCAGCAGAUACAGCAACAGAACCCUGAGUUUAUAGAGCAACUGAGAAAUCAUAUCCGGAGCAGAUCAUUCAGCAGCAGCACCGAGGAACGUUCCUGACUGGGCCAGAAUACCCAGCCCACAACGCAAACGGUUUCCGGCGCUGCUGAGUCCACUGUAGAUAGUAGCCAAACACCACCACAACAAAGUACCAUAUCCAGUGUCUGAAGAGAAGGGAGGAGAACCUUGGGUAUGUUCUGGAGGGAUACAUCUGUUCAGACAAUAGGCUUAUCACAAACAGACUUGAACUCCUUUGGAAACAGAUCAGUAGUAGCAUUGCAAAGUGCUAAUGUAGCAGUGGGUCCGGGAUCAUUCAUUCUCAAACUUUCAUCAUUGUAUUUCUAUAUUAGAUUUAAUAGCAGAGAUAUUUAUUAAGCAGUAGGGCUAUUUACUGGUCAGUUCUUUAGCUCCAGGUUCCCUGAGGCAGAAGCUUUUGGAGAGGAGGGUAACUUCACAUGCUAGUUUGGAAGAAAUCUAUUUCUCUCAGCAGCAUGUGGAGGGAGGAGACUUGAACAGAGCUGGCUUUGCUAAGUGCUAUGAUCAUAACGAACAGGCACCACUGGUGCCAGGACUACAUUUAAGGCAGCUUGUUCGGUAAGCCAUGGGAACCUGAAGCGCUGGGAAUAAGCAACAUGCAGUGCAAGGGGAAGUUGUGAAGAGAAAAACCAGAUAAUGUGAAUGUACACAAAGUCAAAGUAGUGCUCAGGUUUUAUGAUAGUUAAGAACUUAUCUUGUCUGCAGUUUAGUGUUGAUAACAUUAGCAUGGCCGGUUAAGUACAUAAUGAAGUACAUUUAGAAAUCCUUAAUGGUAUUGUUUAGGUCAGUGAUAACAACUACUCAACUUAAUUAUCACAAUUUUCCUGGUGGUGAACUUAUUCUUGGAUACUAUCAAGUACACUUACUUUUAAAUAAUCCAGUGGUGACCUUGAGUUAAGGAUUUUCUAAGUGAAAUUUAAUUAUGUGCCCAUUAACACUUUUUUUUUUAAAAAACAAGACAACCUAAGAUUACUUGGUAAACAGCAAAAAGGCAUCUUUCACUAAUAUUGUUUGUUCAUAUACUAAGUUUUGCCUAGCAUGCCAGUCUUAUGCUUAACUUUAAUUUACUGCAAUUUCAACAUAACAGGAGACUUAAAAUAUCUAUUAUGAGAUAUGCAUAUGGUUAAUAGAAAGAAAUGACAUUAAAUUCUAAUGACAUGUCUCUGGUGGAUGAGACAGUUCGAAUUUCAAUUGGAAUUUCUUGUUUAUCAUGAAGUUGGUUACAUGAGACUGACAUGUAAUGAUUUUAAAAGGUCUGUGAGGGAAAAUUUAAAAGUUAGGUACUUAAUAAGUACCUAAGUAUAACUGUUCACAAGACCAGCAUCUUGAAGUUUAUCUUUUCUUUUUCUCCUUUACCUUUUGUGAGCUAGUGGUUCCAUAAUUUUACUGUAAGCAUCAGGUGGGGAAAAAAUUCAUCAAAAAUAAAAAUUCAGGGCUGGAGAGAUGGCUUAGUGGUUAAGGCACAUGCCUGCACAGCCUACGGACCCAGGUUUGAUUCUCCAGGUCCCACAUAAGCCAGAUGCA